AUGUGGGGUGCACACGUGCAGGUCAGCUUCAGGACACUGGGGGGGGGGGGCUGGCAGAAAGCCGAGGCCCCCUCAUCAAGGCCCUCCUCCCCGGCCUGCAGGCAGGAGGCUGGAGGGAGCAGCUGUCCCUGCCCUGACCCGGGUCAGCACGGCAGCGCCUGGGGGGACUUUGAAGGCUUCCGGGAAUCUUCAGCCAGGUCUGAGCCCUUCUCUCAGUGCCUUGGACGCCUGGCGGGCCCCGCAGCCUUGUGCCACCCGGAGGAGCGUGGUUCUCUCCAGCCGCACGAGGGCGGACGCGGCGGCACCCACGCUGCGUUGGUCACGCCUUCCGAGGUAAUUGCGAAGAGCCUGGCACCCCCCGAGAGGGAAGCGUUGGUUAGAGUGCCGCUCGCCGGGGCUUCGUUCCUGGGCACGGCCCUGCGCACGCCCCUGGCCGCCUCAGGCCUCGGUCCCCCCAUCUGCCCGCACCGUUCCGCGCCUGUUCUCAGCUACGAGGACAUUUUUAAGGCAGCUUUUCCGGAAGUACCGGUACAGGCGGCAGCCCCAGAUGUUCCUGUCUUAGCCUGUUUCUUAGAAGUCCCCAGUGAGGAGACAACUGGCCUUGCAUCUGGACCUGAGCCAUUUUGUCUCGAGUCUGGAAGGCUCUGGAGAUCUCUUCAGGACACACGCGAGGCACAGGCUUGGCAAGGCUUCUGGCUCGAGUCCGGCUGCCGGGAAAGCUUCCUCCUUGUUCUGGGCAUAGACGCUGCUCAACAGAGCCUCACAGGGGGUUCGGGGCCCGGGCUGGAAGGCCCCCCCCUCAUGGAGCAGGAGGAGCCAGUGGAUGGCAGCAGCCCCCCUUGGGAUUCCCGCAGUGGCCUGAUCCAGACCCAGUUCUCGGGGAGCCCCGGCUGCAGACAGGGGGCCCUGAUCACAUACGGCCUCUUCCUGAAGAAGAUGCCCUUCCCCGGACACAUGCAGCACCUCCCGGUGCCCAGGAAGCAGCCACUGUUCACUUGGCGCAGCCUUGCGAUGGCGCUGUUGAGGCGAGAUGUGUGCUGA
This is a messenger RNA of Orycteropus afer afer, 1041 nucleotides long. RefSeq names its product clathrin binding box of aftiphilin containing 1 (gene CLBA1). Lineage: Eukaryota; Metazoa; Chordata; Mammalia; Tubulidentata; Orycteropodidae. The transcript has 6 exons. Gene Ontology annotation, molecular function: clathrin binding. Gene Ontology annotation, biological process: intracellular transport. Gene Ontology annotation, cellular component: trans-Golgi network membrane; AP-1 adaptor complex. Bases 1 to 1041 code for a protein of 346 amino acids. The record is from RefSeq and is a predicted model, not a curated record.